Sarcophilus harrisii (Tasmanian devil) is the source of this 742-nucleotide messenger RNA. It is a transcript of the gene PLGRKT, whose product is annotated as plasminogen receptor with a C-terminal lysine. Gene Ontology annotation, biological process: positive regulation of plasminogen activation. The transcript has 5 exons. Bases 169 to 612 code for a protein of 147 amino acids. NCBI's taxonomy places the organism in Eukaryota, Metazoa, Chordata, Mammalia, Dasyuromorphia, Dasyuridae. The record is from RefSeq and is a predicted model, not a curated record. Gene Ontology annotation, cellular component: plasma membrane.
AUUGGCCGCGGAUUUACGGAUUGCCUUAGCCACACACUGGACCUUGCCCAGGCGGGGCCCACCCGGUUCUAGGCCGCCUCGGAAACUCGUCCACAUCCUAGCCAGCACUCUCGUCACCUUCCCGGAACAAGAACAGCAGCACCUGGGACCCUCCCGUGCCCUAUCAAAAUGGGAUUUAUUAUUUCAAAACCUAUGAAUGAAAACAUGAAACAACAGCAGGAAUUUAUGCUUAUGAAUGCUCGACUUCAGAUGGAAAGGCAACUAAUGAUACAAAAUGAAAUGAGAGAAAGGCAGAUGGCCAUGCAGAUUGCUUGGACAAGAGAAUUCCUCAAAUAUUUUGGGACAUUUUUUGGCUUGGCUGUCAUUGGUCUCACAGCGGGAGCAAUUAAAAAAAGGCAACCAGUCUUCUUCGUUCCUGUUAUUCCAUUAAGUUUUGUAUUUGCUUAUCAGUAUGAUAUGGGCUAUGGAACCCUUCUGCAGAGGAUGAAAGGUGAAGCAGAACAUAUACUUGAUAUAGAAAAUAACAAGCUGCAGCUGCCAAAAGGGAUGAUCACUUUUGAAACCAUUGAAAAGGCCAGAAAAGCUCAGAGCAAAUUCUUCAUAGAAAAAUGAAGAUGGCUUCACUAGACUCUACUCAAAGCACAAAAUAAUUUGGUUGAAUUAUAUGUUUUCUAUUUAAUUUUUUAAAUGGUACCAAUUUUUUUGGAUAUAAUGUGGUUUGUAAAAAAAAAAAAAAAUAAAA